Messenger RNA from Frieseomelitta varia, 3812 nucleotides. It is a transcript of the gene GlcT, whose product is annotated as ceramide glucosyltransferase. The transcript is spliced from 2 exons. The record is from RefSeq and is a predicted model, not a curated record. Gene Ontology annotation, biological process: glucosylceramide biosynthetic process. Gene Ontology annotation, molecular function: ceramide glucosyltransferase activity. Bases 1495 to 2691 code for a protein of 398 amino acids. Lineage: Eukaryota; Metazoa; Arthropoda; Insecta; Hymenoptera; Apidae. Gene Ontology annotation, cellular component: membrane.
UCCGCUGCAAGACCAUCGGCGCUAUAUUCACUCUGAACUUAGUAGCGGAUAAGCGGUGCGAGCUGCCGGCUGUCACAUGCAGCCAGUUAUCCCGUCGACGUAGGCGGUGCGUCGUUUUACGUGAAAGACGUACUCGGUCGUGCGAACGCGCUGUCCCUCUUCCCUUUCUUUUUUUCUUUUUCUUUUCUUUUCCCUUUUUAGCCGCCUGGCUCGCCCGUUUCGCCAGUCGGGGUCCCGAGGCAACCGAAGUUUGGUUAUCGACAUGCACACGCAUCGGUAGGCGGUGGCAGUGCCGUAGUCGCGGUCGAAACGGAACGGAACAAGGCCGCGUAGGCGCAUCGUUAUGAAAGGAGGUAGUCGCCUGUGAACGAGAACGCAAACCGAAACUCAAACCGCUGUUAUUCGCGGUCGUCACACGUCAGAUGCGUCUAGUGAGCCAGUCGCUUCUUCAAAACACACGAGCAUCGGGAAACACGGUUGUCAGAAGGAGCAAAAGCGACGAGGGAAGAGAGGCAAGAGAGAGAAUUCUAUACGUCAACCGACGUGCUGCGAACGCGUCGCUCGAGGAUUGAUUCAAGCGAGGAGCUCGAAGUCGAAGGGAACGUAUGUACUACGUUGACGAUCGGUCAACUCGGUGUCACCGAGGCUACGUAGACGUGCGUGAAAGGCGAGAAAGUUCAACGCUUCGGUGGAAAAUUAGGGAGGACCGGUGUGCGCGGCGACACACCGGGCAGCAGCAGGGCGAGCCUUCUGUCGUUGUCCUGGACAUAGUGAAAAAUAAAACGCGAUAAAGAGAAACAGAAGCGAGUAAGAGAGAUACAUAUAAAUAUAUAAGAAAAGACGUGUAUAUGACGCUGGUAUAACACGUCCGUCGGCGAGCGUGUGCCGGCGUUCUGUCAAGUACCUCGCAGCGGUGGACGCGGUCAUUCCACGCAUCUACCCCGUGAGCCGCGUAGGGGCAACCUGGCGCGUGAAUGUGUUGGAAGCGGUGGUCGUGUAUCCGUUGUCGUCGUCGUCGUCGCGGUCGCCGUCGCCGCCGUUGUUGUGAAAACACGGUGUCGCAUCACCGUGGAAAUCACCGAAAACGCUGCAUCAUCGAUGGCCCGCGCAACUCCUCGUCCACGACACGCUCCGAUGCCCGUGAUCGCGGCACCAUGAGAACGUCGCCGAAUGAUGCCGCGGAUAUCGUCUGUCGGACGUCCACGAAGGAUGGCGGGCUUUCAGAUCGUCGCUCCGAUCGAUAGGCACGAAAGGAUCGAAUAAUCACGGAGGAAACGAGAGAGAAAGAGAGAUACACAAGGAUAUAGAGAAAGAAAGAGACAAAAAUAGAGAAAGAGAGAGAGUGAGUGAGAGAAAGAAAGACAAAGCGGUGAGGUGAGCCAGGAGCCCCUUGCUCCCGCUCCCUCCCCAGUCCCCUCCCUCCCUCCCUCCCCCCCCCCCUCUCACAUCCUCCGGAGGUUAGGCCUCCGAGUCAUCGAGGAUUCUCGUUCGAAGAUGAACUCCAUGAUAUAUACCCUAUACGGAUUCGCGAUAUUUUUCAUGAUAUUCUGGUCGGUAAUGUGGAUCGUUCACGCACUGGCGCUGAUCGCCGGUCACUGGAAGCUACACCGUAAAGUCAGCCAAGUGCCAACGUACGAGACGCCGUUGCCCGGCGUGUCGAUCAUAAAGCCGUUGAUGGGCGUCGAUCCGAAUCUGUUCAGCAAUUUGGAGACGUUCUUCACGAUGCAGUACCCCCGUUACGAGUUGCUGUUCUGCGUGGAGGACGACUCGGACCCGGUGCUGAUGCUGGUGCGGAAGCUGAUGGAGAAGUACCCGGAGGUGGACGCGAGGCUGUUCGUCGGCGGUUGCAACGUGGGCGUGAAUCCGAAGAUCAACAACAUGCAGCCGGCGUACGAGGCGGCGAAGCACGAGUACGUGUUGAUCAGUGACAGUGGCAUCAAGAUGAAGGAGGACACGCUGCUGGACAUGGUGAACUACAUGACCGACAACGUCGCGCUUGUGCAUCAGAUGCCGUUCACAUGCGACCGCGAGGGUUUCGCUGCCGCUUACGAGAAGAUAUUCUUCGGCACUGUGCAGUCGCGCAUGUACCUGGCCGCCGACCUCCUCAGGAUCAACUGUCACACGGGGAUGUCGGCAUUGCUGAGGAAAGCGCCUCUGGACGAGGUCGGCGGUUUGAAGACGUUCGGCGUUUACCUGGCCGAGGACUUUUUCUACGCCAAGUCGCUGACCGACCGCGGCUGGCGGAUCACCGUCUCCUCGCAGCCGGCGUUGCAGAACAGCGGCCACUGCGAGCUGCACUCGUUCCAGGCGAGGCUGCGCCGGUGGGCGAAGCUCCGGGUGGCCAUGCUGCCGACGACGAUCGUUCUCGAGCCGCUCAGCGAGUGUUUAGUGUUAGGUGCUUGUGCUUCCUGGGCGGCCAGCGUACUCUUCGAGUGGGACUCCCUUGUUUUUUACUUGGUACACAUACUGUUGUGGUUCAUGUUCGAUUGGACGCUGUUGAGCGUCGUGCAGAACGGCCCGUUGCCGUUCAACAAGUUAGAAUUCGUGUGCGGGUGGUUACUCAGCGAGAUCACCAGGCCCUAUCUUUUCCUUCAGGCGGUUCUAGAUCCUCUGAUACAGUGGCGGUCGCGCGUCUACAAGCUCAGGUGGGGCGGAAUCGCGGAAGAGGUUAAAGCAAAAGUCAAAUAUUGAACUGUACUAUAUGAAACCAGUGAUUUUGGUUUUUCUUUCUUUCUUUCUUUCCUUUCUUUUUUUUUUCUUCAUUUCUUUCACACGUACACCAAGUGCUACGAUUUUUGCCGGCCAAACUUUCUCGGGAUGUCCCGUGGAUAUAAAUACAUGUGCAUGUGCGAAGGAAACGGUAACAAAUUUACGAUCGUCACGCUGUAAGAAAAAGAUAAGUUGGCCAUCGACGUAAGAAAGUUGACUUUGAUUUGUCGUUUGAACGUAAAAGCUCAGGCCUAAGCAUCAUUCUCUCUGUGUCUAUUCUUCUUUCGUUGCAACUUUUUAGUGAACCAUAUGUAUACGUACGGUAUCUUUUUGUGAUUUUUGUCUAUGUGAUAGAACAUCCUGAAAAUGUUUGGCUGGAAAGAGCUGCAGCGCUACGUUGGAGGUCCACAUCGAGCCGCAAGCGUUUUGUAAUAUCGGACAUCUCGUGCUGUCACGCAUAUGUUUUGGGACAAAAAAUUCUCGACGUGCGUGGCACGUCAUUCCAGCGCAAGAGGUUAAAAUAAUCGAAGAAACACGGUCGAGCUCUCCGAGCUGCUUCGCUUUCUGAAAGGUCAGAAUACGUAGUUGAAUUCUCUAUUCAAGGGCCUGAGCACUCGAACAUCUCCCCACCCCUUCACCCAAGCAACUCGGAUACUCGAGUGUUUGAGUCUCCAAAUUUCAAGUGCCCGAGAACAAGUGCUCGUGAACAGCUGAAAAAUUUCGCGAAGUUGGAAACACGAAAUAAUCCACGGACUUCGACGAAGUCGUCGCAUCCAGUGAAGUCACGAGUGUGCGCGACUAUCCGGGACGGAUCCAACGAAGCGGGACAGAGACAUCCGAGAAACUCGAGAGAAUUUUCCACCCCCCCUCCUCCCCCCUCCCCCCGCCGAUUUUCACUGUAACGAGCGCGUUGAAUCAGAUACUAACCGACAAAAUAUGAACGAUUUCACGUAGUUUCCAAGAUCCGCGAGCGCGGAAUUCAUUAAAUUUCUCCUCGAUUGUUUCAUUAAAACGCGAAGGAGCACCUCCUCCGCUGAAGGAAAAAGAAAUUCCGUGGAAAUUUGUUCUACAAUCUCAAACUCCGGAAGACGAACUUGUUCAUU